AUGCUUUUUUUAUGGCCUCUUCUAGUGCUGUUGGCAACCUGCUGUGGUUUCGUGGCUACCAGCCCGUUGAACAACCAUGGACCGCCGACAGUGACUCUAGACAAUGCUACUGUAACAGGUGUCGCGUCAGGAUCGGUAAACAAGUGGCUUGGAAUACCCUUUACACUGCCCCCGAUUGGCAAUCUCCGGUUCCAGCUGCCUCAACCCAUCCCCCCGUAUAACACAAGCUAUUCAGCGAUUGCCUAUGGUUCUUCUUGUCCUCAACAGGCUGUGUCAUUACCUGGUGUUCCCCCUGGCUUGCCUACCGAGACCCUUAACUACCUCUCAGAGACGAUCUACAAGAUCGUCCUUCCCAGUUCCGAAGAUUGCCUGACUCUAAAUGUCAUUGCGCCUGCAAAUGCAUCUCCAGGAUCAAAUCUCCCUGUUGUGAUAUGGAUCUUCGGAGGAGGUUUCGAGUCAGGUGAUACCAGCACUUAUGAUGGAUCCUCCAUCGUCGAUAAGGCCAUCGACCUAAACGUACCUGCAGUUUACGUGAGCAUGAAUUACCGCUUGACAGCUUUGGGAUUCCUCGCUUCUGAAGAAGUCAAACAAGCAGGCGUAGGAAAUCUUGGACUGCAAGAUCAGCGACAGGCAAUGAUAUGGGUCCAAAAGUAUAUUAGCGCUUUCGGUGGUGAUCCCACGAAGGUCACCAUCUGGGGCGAAAGCGCAGGCGCCAUGUCCGUUGCGCUUCAUAUGGUCACCAACGGGGGAAAUACCGAGGGACUUUUCCGCGCUGCAUUCAUGCAAAGUGGAUCGCCAUUUCCCGUCGGUGAUAUCACUCAAGGACAAGGUUACUACGACUUUAUUGUGAACCAAACCGGAUGUGCGGGCUCCCCAGACACGCUGCAAUGUCUGCGAGAGGUCCCGCUUGACAUGCUCAUGAACUCUAUUAACCAGACACCAAGCUCCUUUUCGUACCAAAGCUUGGUGGUUGCCUGGUUGCCUAGAGUGGAUGGUGUUUUCCUGACGGCUGAUCCACAAGAACUAGUCUCGCAAGGCUCCGUCGCGAAUAUCCCCUUUAUCACGGGGGAUUGUGACGACGAAGGAACUCUGUUUUCAUUAUCUAGCCUCAAUAUCACGAUGGACUCUCAAGUUGAAGAGUAUGUUCAGACGUACUGGCUUCCUAAUGCUCCGUCCACUAUAAUUCAGCAGCUGAUGCUGUAUUACCCCGAGGACAUUACGCAAGGCUCCCCGUUUGAUACAGGAAACCUCAAUGCCUUAACUCCGCAAUUCAAACGUAUCGCGGCACUCAUGGGUGACGCAGUAUUCCAGGCACCGCGCCGCUUUUUCUUGGAGCAACGCUCCAGCAACCAGAACACUUGGGCAUUCCUGAGCAAGCGUUUGAAGACAGUUGUCGCACUGGGAUCGUUCCACGGAUCCGAUAUAUUCAAUAUUUACGGCGGAAACGACAUGACCUCAUAUCUGGUUCGCUUUGUGACUAACCUUGACCCAAAUGGCGCAGGACAGCUUCAGUGGCCGACAUGGACCUCAAACUCACCAAACCUCCUGACUUUCCUUGACGGCCUGAUCCCUCAGCAAAUUACGCAGGAUACAUACCGUGCUGAUGCAAUGACCUACCUGACGAACAUGGUCAUGCAAUACCUGUUUUUUUGAGAUGGUUUCCUCUAUCAAUGUUUUCGACGCGUAGAUCAUCAGUUACUAUAUAGUCAUAAAUAGCACUACUGCAUAAUCGAUGUAAAAGCGAUGGAGAUUGAGGCAUGACGGACAAGAAGAUUAUAUCGUGAGUCACCACUGCUCUCAUCUUUCAAUGUAGACUGUUCGUUGCCCUCAAGUGUGGCCCAGAACACUUGGGCAUUCCUGACCAAGCGUUCGACGACAGUUGAUCUUUUAGGAUCAUUCCACGGAUCUGAUAUAUACGAUAUUUAUGCCGGAGGCGACAUCACGUCAUGUCUCGUUCGCUUUGUGGCUAACCUCGACCCGAAUGGUGUAGGGGAGCUUGAGUGGC
Molecule: messenger RNA, 2005 nt
Organism: Suillus paluster
Lineage: Eukaryota; Fungi; Basidiomycota; Agaricomycetes; Boletales; Suillaceae
Product: Alpha/Beta hydrolase protein
Exons: 15
Coding region: 1-1653 (550 amino acids)
Source: RefSeq, a predicted model, not a curated record